Molecule: messenger RNA, 5971 nt
Organism: Mercenaria mercenaria
Lineage: Eukaryota; Metazoa; Mollusca; Bivalvia; Venerida; Veneridae
Product: four-jointed box protein 1-like
Exons: 6
Coding region: 772-2598 (608 amino acids)
Biological process (GO): cell-cell signaling
Source: RefSeq, a predicted model, not a curated record
ACCAAAUGUUUAUGUACACAAGUACCCCAAUUGUAUUCAUUUAUUAGUUUAGCACACCUGAGCCUGAUUCAAUAAUGAAACCAUAGAUGCAGUACUUCAAAAGAAACCAGAUUAAAUGUGUAUUUCAGAUAUCUGUACAGUUAAUACAAGAAUUACAAGGUGUGGAUCCGAAGGAAUAAUUUUCGCUGGAUAAAACUCACUAGCUGGUAAAGAGAUAAUUGGCGAAGAUUGGUGAGAAAACUGGAGCUGAAAUUGCUUUCACUACAGGAUAAACAGGUGGUUCCAAGAUCUAAUUUACAUUUAAUUAGAUAUUCCAGCAGAUUACAGGGUGUUGGAAAGCACCAAAUCAAGGCUUCCAUCUCCCAAUCUGAUUGGUUGAGAGGUUUUCCCAGUAUAAACAGUACUGAGUUACAAGAGUAUACAAGGUUUCUCUGCGCUUGUUCUAAUCUCUGCAAGAUGUGAACCUAACACACACAGCAAUGGAUUUUAGCACAUUUAGUGUGAAGAGAGAUGCAAUUGGGAUAAAACAAGGCACAGGGUAUUUUAGUACUUCAUUUAGAAAUGGAUUAAAUGUUCUCAGAAUGAAACUGUGUUUACCUGUGUGAAAAAUGAGAAUUAACCAAAUUAAAAGCUACAUCUACUUCAUUACAACCUUUGUAAGUCUUGAAAGGAAAUUAUAUCCACAGUGAGAAGAUGUAAUACACACACUUCUGAAGGAUUAAAAUGUUGCAAUUUGUCUAUGGUUGAAAGGUAGGCAGUCAAACAAGAAGAAUGGGUUUCCGAAUAUUACGACGGACAAAGACCCUGCUCCUUACAUUUGGGUUGUUCUCACUAGGCUUGUACCUGGUACUCAACACAUUAGCCAUAGAAUUUUCAGCAGAAAAUGCUGGUUCCCUGCCGAAACACCCAAGAGACUUAUCAAUGCCAAGAGCAAAAUCCAAAUUUCCAAAUGAGUUCCAGGCUAAUUUUGUAGCUCAAGGUCAAAGAAAGCCAAAGACAAUGAACUUGGGAGGUGAUGACCACACUGAAGACAGCAUUGUGUAUGAUAGAAAUAACAAAAUUACUGAUGAAAAUUAUAAUAAUGAAAUGCACAACCAACCUAAACGUCAUUCUAUAAAGUCUGAUCGAGACACAGUUAAAUUUCUUCAGAAGCAUUACAGACAAGGAAACAUAAUUGAAAGCAACAAAUUUGAAAAUGUGCUAAACAACGAUAAUAAUGGUGGUGAAAACACUGAUGAUGAAAAGUAUGAACAAGGUGAUGAUUAUGAAAAUGAGGAUGAUUAUGAUAAAAGUGAGGAUGACUAUGAAGAAGAUGCUGAUGAUGAGUAUGAUGAUGAUGAUAAUAAUGAUGAAGAUGAUGAAUAUCAGUAUGAUGACGCUACUAAUGCCCCAUUCAAACCUGGUGACUUUGGAGAUAUAAGGGGACUGGAAUAUUACAGAAAACCAAAACUGAAGUAUGCAGAAGUAGACACCAUUAAUGUAAAGAAAAAUAAACCUGAUAAUUUUCCUGUAGUGAAAGAUGGUUCUAAACAUUUGGAUAGCCACACUGUCACAUAUGUAAAAGACAAAGAACCAGAAAAAGAACUAAUUGAAAAUGGAAUGUUUUGGUCGGAAUAUGUGGAAUCUCUCAUACCAAAAGGUUUAUCCUACACAAAUGUUACCAGACUGCUACAGAGGUUAAGAAGUCAAGUUGUACAGACUCUGGACAGACCAAGCUGGGACAAGUGUGGUCGUCCACUGAACGGGUAUGCUGUACUCAGCGGUGGUAUAAGGAUGUGUGCAAGAUAUAGACAAUCACAUUCCUCCUUUGUGUAUGGUGAAGCCCUGUCUUUCUACCUGUCACGUCUUCUGCGGAUGGACAAUGUUCCAGCUGUAAUACUCUCCAGGACUAAUGCUACCUCCUCUAUGUGGAGAGAUGUCAAUAUCAGCUCUCUAUCCUGGAAGGAAGAUAAGGUGGCUGCACUAAUACAAUGGAUUGACAACAUUAAUUCAGGAUCAAGUUCCAGAGCAUACAUUCCGCCAAUCAUCUUAGAAGCCUACAGAAAGGGCACACCUGUCACUAGUCAUGUGAUCCAUACAUCCAGCCUCCUCAGCAGAAGUCCUGCCCAAAUUGCCGAGGUUGUCCAAUGGGGGACAAUGAUUGUAUUUGAUUUUCUAACAGGAAAUUAUGACCGGGUUGCCAGUAUGCAAGAUGCAGAAGAACGAGAAAAUGAUCCCAAAAUUAUUGAAGAACCUAUACGUAAUCUUCGGAAAGCAUCUCAAAAUGGCAAACUUUGGCUUAUAGACAAUGAAAGUGGCCUUUUUGAUGCAUAUGAACUUCUUAAGCCAUACCAUAAAAGUUCCCGUUUUACAACAUUCCAUAACAAAAUGCUGAAAACAAUGUGUGUCUUUCAGUCAUCUCUAGUCAAAGCAUUGCAGAAACUUUCUGAACAGCCCUCACCACAUAAAAGACUUUUAAAUUUUUCCCGCUCUUUUGAGCCAUUGAUAGAUGAGCUACCAAAAGAUAAUCUUUACAAGCUGUUUGCAGAAACAUUUGAUAAAAGACUGGCUCAAGUGAUGGAGUGGGUACAGCAUUGUAAAAUAAUUGAUGUUGGUUAGUAAAUGUGGAGAAAAUGUGUGUGUACACAACUCCUGUGCUGUCAAACAGAAGGUGACAAUCUGAUUCUCAUUAACAUGACAUUUUUUUGUGUCUUCCAGGAAAAAAUCCAUGAUUUAAGUGCCAUGGAAAGCAAAAAAAAAACAAAAAACAAAUAAAUUUGUGCAAUAAAUAUUAGAAAUAAAAUAUUUCAAAUUGAAUGAUAAAAGUACGAAAGCAUAACAAUUAGUAAGUUAUUGAAAAGGGAUGUGGAAAUUCAUCUGAAACCUGGUUUUUCAAACAUUUACUAUUUUUUAGUAACAGUUACCUUGACCUAACAGUGCCUUUGACAAAACAAUCUUCCAACCUCUCUAUCCUAUAAAGCUACCAAAUUCCAUCAAAAUAUCAUCUCACUCCUAGCUGAAAUCAUAUUUCUCUUAAGUAAUUAAUAUUGUACAGCAGCCCCAAAUACUGUCCAAAGCUAGUUCUUCAUAUAAGCUUGCUAUACACCAAGUUUGGUGACAGCAUGUCAUUAUCUUAACUGAGUAAACCAGAAACCACCUUUAUGAAGAUUCCAGCAUACAAAAUAUAUUCUACUUCAAGUUACUGUGACCUUGAGCAAAACUUGCAUCUAAAUGAUGCAUUCUUUUUACCAAAAAAUAGCAACAACAAAAGACUGAAUGCCAUGCAGUACCAAGAUUAGAAUCACUACCUGUCCGCUGCCUUCUAAAACUCUUACAUUGCAAAAGGUACAAUAGACUAAUGUAAUUAGGUUGAACUUUACCCCACUGACCCUAUGUACAAUCCCAGCAUUGAUAUUUCUGCAAGCUACCUACAGGCGAAGUUUAACUUAAUACAGUCUAACCUGUACUAACGGUCACCUCCGAUCAGCGGUCACCUCCGUUUAGCGGUCAUUUUAUGACGCCCACGACGGAUUUUCCUCUAUUUUAUCACUUUAUUCAGCGGUUACCUCUCGUCCGCGGCCAGCGGCCACCAAAAUUGCCUCCCAACCGCCGUAUUUGACCCCUUUCAGCGGCCAUGUUUCUUCCAAAACAAAUUAUUUUUAGGCGAUGAUCGCCGACGAUACCCGAUUUUUGAGAAACACGUCAUUGCUUAGUCUCGGGUGACUUCACCACAAAGAAGCCAAAAUGACAUGAGCUUAUCAAUUAAAACUGAUAAUCAAAGGUGUGAUCCACUUUUUGUUCCGAUCAAAUGGCCAGUAAUUUUCAGCAAUUAGCGCGUCACCUCGUGUCAAUUGUGUUGUUCACAGUUUGAUCUCGGUUAAAGAUAAUACUGGAUAUCUAAUUAGUAGCAUACUAUUUGUGAUUCUUUAUAUUUCUUUCAUCAAAACGCUAUUAAAUUUAUACGAAAUUUAUUGUGUUUGAAAGAAAUAUAAACCACUCGAUCUUUUACGGAACAAAACGGCAAUCUUAGAUUUUAGCGUAGACAGUAAGCGCGGAGAGUAGCUUCCCUUACCAAAAUGGCGAAAAUUGUAAACAAACUUGUUUUGAAGUUGGAAAAUUGUCUGUAACAAUUCUUGUUGUUAAAAAAUCACGCUGGAGUUUUAGAUUGCUUAGAAGAAAUUGCAAAGGCAAAUGCACGUCAAGGUAUCUUGGUAAAAUAAUAAUAGAAACUGAAAAAGAAAUGGGCCUAAAGGCUAAACUGGUCGAAAGUCUAAAAAAAUACAUAUACUGGCUGCAUCUCCAAUCAGCGGUCACCUGGCUUCAGCGGCCAAAUUGUCUGCUUCCCCUGGCUGGCUGCUUAACACAGGUUAGACUGUACAUCAAUCUAAACAAAAGUUAUUGAGCAGAACCUACAGUGUUUCCAUUUGUGUCCUUGACCUUGGCUCCAUUUGCCUGUAAUGCAAUCUACCUAUAAGCUAUCUAUAGGCCAAUUUUCAUUUCAAUAUCUGAUCUCCAUCUAAACUUAAGUUACUGAGCAGAAAUGAAAAACUGGCUACAUCCAGCUUCCAUCCCACUCAACAGCUUUGAAAGACUUGGUUAAGAGUGAAACAGAAAAUUUACUGCAAUAAUUAUCAAAAGCUGUUUAAUAAUUUGUUUCCAUAUUGUGAAGUAAUUUGCAUAUCAUAUAAAACAUUUGUUUCAAUCUUUUGGCAUAAAAAGUACACUAACAUUUACAUACAUUUAGUACAAAGCUUGAACACAAGUAGGGAGUAAACAAAGAAUUAAUGAUGAAGAUUGUCAUCUUCUCCAACAUGUGUCAAUUAUCAGUAUUUAACAAUAUUUCAUACCAAAUUGUAAAGAUGCCAAAAGUCUUUCCUUUGUAUAGGGUAUAUCAAAAGAAACUGACUAAUUCUAAACUUUUCUCUCCAUUAAAAUGACAAGUCUCAUAUCCUCCAGGCACCCCUAAUUCAUCCCACAAGAGAAAACAUGUUUCCCCACUAAAUGUAUUAAAAUUCACUUCUCAAGGAUCACAAAAUAAAAAUCCUGUGUGGAUACAGAAAUGAAUUAAAUUUUGCUGUCAGAAGAUGUUAUUUGAUUAUAAACAGAUUACUGAAUAAGUACUUAUAGUCAACAUUUCAGAAUCUCAGAUUUGCUUUGAUCAUUAUAAAAUGUUCUUAGACAUGACAACUUCCCUGCUUGAAAAUCUGCCCUUCAAAGCAUCCUUAGUGAAGGGAUUGCCGUGAUUUCUUUAAUAACAAAAAUGGUAAUAUUUCCAUUUAUGAGUGUAUUUUCUAUUCUCAGUAUGGUCAUAUUUUAACAUCUGGCUGAAAAUCUACUUGAUAUCUAAAUCAUUUUUUAGAAUAACAGCUUUAAUAUUUUUUUUAUUUUCAUUUACGCUGUUUUAAGAAUUUUGACACUAAGUAAAAUAUUUUAAGUUUAAAACUGUUUAUAAAGCCAAACAGUUUUUUUGUUGGGAAAUAGUGAGUGGGUGCUUAUUUGUACUGACACUUUCAGCACUGCAUUAUAAUUCUGAAAUGAGUGGAAUUAAUCAGUUUCUUUUGGACAUCUCAGUAUUUAUGUCAUUUAAAUUUUGUUUGCUUUAACUGAUGUAUUUGUUCAAAUAGUUACAGGCCACGGUAACUUAAUUGUUUUAUUACUUAAGGCCACAAGAAUACUACCCAUAAACAAACCAUUUUUGAAGUUCUACGGACAUUGAACUCCCUGGUAUUUAAUUAAGGCAGUUUUAUCUUUUAACUUAUUAUCAUUACAAUUCAAGGGAAAUGAAUAACCAAGAAUUUAAUUAUACCUGCCUUAGCAAUUUUAAAUACAGUGCAAUAUUUUUUACUUUGUAUGUCAGUGUUUUGUCAUGACUUAUUGUAAUGACUGUUUGUUAGUAGUGAGGCACAUACACUUUGUUAAAAAUGUUGUUUCUUUCUUAUUACUGAGUCAUCUCAAAUGCUUCUGAAUAGAAUAAAAUUAUUGUCUACUUUGA